AUGGACCUCUCUCUCUCCUCAGAUGAAUCAAAAGUACUUAUUCUCAACACCGGGGGCACCAUCAACAUGAUUCUCAGCCAUCAGGGCUAUGUCCCGGAGCCAUAUUUCCUCACCGAAACCCUGCGCACGCAAAACCGCUUUCACGACCCGCUCGAGGACUCCCUGUUCUCUCACUCAUCGUCUGUAGAAGGAUAUCGUGAGUGGAGCAGCAACAGCGGAAGGGCCAGUCCCGCUCUUGGCCCCGACCGCGACGGCACACUGCCUGGCACUCCCGGACAUCUCAACCCCCCGACGCUGCCUGUGCGAUCUACGCGGCCCAUAGGAAUGUCUCGAGUGGCCGCGCAGCUGUCUCAAGUCCCUCAACAAUCCAGGGCGAAAUGGCCUGUGUGUACUAAGAUAGCCGAUGACGUUUACGAGGCGCAUCUACCUAGCCUCAUAACACCGCGAAGCACUGCGCCUGGCGGCAUUCGGAAACGGAUUCGAUAUGCUGUACUUGAGUGGGAUCCUCUUCUUGACAGCAGCAAUCUUGAGAUACAAGCUGGGGUAGAUUGGAUUCGUAUCGCCACAGAAAUAGAGCUCAAUUAUUCCUCUUUUGAUGCAUUCGUCAUUCUACACGGAACGGAUACGAUGUCUUACACCGCGUCUGCCCUCAGCUUCAUGCUUGAAGAUCUGGGCAAGACCGUGAUUGUCACCGGUGCUCAGAUUCCGUUGUCUCAACUACGGAACGAUGCAGUUGAUAACUUGCUGGGGGCGUUGAUGAUUGCUGGUCACUAUAUUAUACCAGAGUGCUCUCUGUAUUUCAACCACACGCUCUACCGUGGUAAUCGGGUAUCAAAAUUCUCGUCUUACGAUCUCAACGCGUUUGCAAGUCCAAAUUUCCCAACGCUCGUGAAUGUGGGUAUUGACAUUGUCGUCAAUUGGAAUGAUGUUUUGAGGCAAACGAACAUGCGGCGAUUCAGGACACAUAAACAAAUGAGUCCACAUGUAGCCACUCUACGACUGUUUCCGGGAAUCACUGCAGCAACCGUGCGAGCAUUCCUCACGCCUCCCACUCGGGGUGUUGUCCUUGAGACAUUUGGCGCAGGUAAUGCCCCACAGCGCACCGAUCUCAUCGGUGCUCUCAAGGACGCCUGCGACAGAGGCGUCGUGAUUGUCUCCAUCUCGCAAUGCGCCAAAGGCUCCGUCUCGGACGCAUAUGAGACCGGGCGGAACUUGCUGCUAGCUGGCGUCGUACCGGGUGGAGACAUGACCCCCGAGUGCGCUCUGACCAAACUCAGUUACCUCCUCUCGAAGCCGGAGCUGUCCGUUGCGGAGGUGCGGGCGCUGCUCGGGACACCCUUGCGGGGCGAGCUUACCCGCCCCGCAAGCACACUCCCACCACCGACGGGCGAUGCGAAGGGUAUUGCGCAAAAUCUCGAGAGCAUCCAGGGCGUGCUUUCGCACGCCAUCCGUCUUUCAUCUGCACAACCACACGUCCCCCACGUCAUCGUUACCCCCGACACGCCAAGCAACGGUGGCGAGAGCCUCGCGGAGGCCGCGGCGCCCUGGUCGUGGACAGCUGCAGAGGCAGCGUCAACUGAGAGCGCGCUGUACCCGUUCCUCAUCCAUUUCGCUGCCGCGCGCGACGACAUCGCUGCGGUCCGGUUCUGUCUCGCUGCGGAGGCAGGGGUUGGUGCGGAGGCUCCGAGCCCGAACCUCUCGAACCCCGGAGCAGAUUUUCAGCCGAGGCGGAUAAUCACUGUCGGGGGCGGGCUGGCGAACUGCAUCGAGCCGGCGUCGGGGCGCUCGCCCCUGCAUUCGGCCGCAUUAAACGGGAGCGUGCACACGGUGGGUGCUUUGUUGGAGGCAGGCGCGCUAGUCCAUCUGCGCGACGCGCUGGGGCAUACGUCGCUAUAUUAUGCUGCACGACAGGGGCAUGAGAACGUCGUCGAGGUGCUAGUGAAGGCUGGUGCGAUCUUGGGUGGCUCGGACGUUGAGGGCGGGUUCGCAUCGCUGGCGGUGAAGAAGGCCUCCGUUACGCGGGACGAGCGGGCGCUAAGGAUCUGGACAACAGCGGGUGCGCCGAAAGAAGACUGA
Molecule: messenger RNA, 2076 nt
Organism: Fibroporia radiculosa
Lineage: Eukaryota; Fungi; Basidiomycota; Agaricomycetes; Polyporales; Fibroporiaceae
Exons: 9
Coding region: 1-2076 (691 amino acids)
Molecular function (GO): protein binding; asparaginase activity
Source: RefSeq, a predicted model, not a curated record